Molecule: messenger RNA, 1188 nt
Organism: Pediculus humanus corporis (human body louse)
Lineage: Eukaryota; Metazoa; Arthropoda; Insecta; Psocodea; Pediculidae
Exons: 3
Coding region: 1-1188 (395 amino acids)
Source: RefSeq, a predicted model, not a curated record
AUGGCUGCCGAAACGGGACAGAUAUUAAGUAAUUUUGAUAUUUCAAAUAAAAAUGAGCGAUUUUUAAUGAACAAAUUGAGGGAUAAAGGACUGGAAUACGUUUCCAGUAGUGGUAAAUUAAUUGCUGCUAAAACUCAACCGAAAAAAUGGGAUGCAUUGUUUGAGCAGUUUUACAAAUUAGGAGAUCAAAAUAAACAAAAUCAAUUUUUACAAAAUCACAUAGUAAUUAAAGCAGUUCAUUUGCACAAUUGGGAAAGUGAAAGAUCAUCGCCAGCUAAUAAAAGAAGAGUUACUUGUCGAUAUCAUGUUCCAGAUUUAGCCGACAGUUAUAAAUUAGAUGAUUAUAUAAGAAAAAAAGGAAACAACAGUAUUGAGGUCUGUCAAAAGGCUUUUAUGAAUUGCUAUGGCAUAACUGAAAAAAGAGUUCGAAUGCAAAGAGAAAGAUGCAUAUCAAGAUUGGCUCCAGGUCAUUAUAAAAAUUCACCAUUUGGUAAAAAGCAUAAAUUGAACAAAACAAAAUCGCAAUGUGAUGAUUCUUCGAAAAAGAGUGUUGAAUUUACAAAUGGGUUAGAAAUUACUCCGUUAGAUUUAAGGAAUGAGAAAAAAAAAAAUUCCAAUUUCAUAAAGGAAGCUGAAGUUUUUAAUGAUUCUGUUAAAAUUGAUAACAAAAAAAAAGAUGAACCUCUUGACUUGUCUCAUCGGAAAAUGUCAAUUAAAUCAUUAGUACCAUCAUCAAUAGAAAUAGAUCGGAGUAAACUUUAUGAGAUAGCGAAAAAAAUUGGAGUUUCCAAAGAAAGAAUAGAUAAGGAAAUGGCUCAAAAAUAUGAACAAUUAGUUUGGCAAAAUUUAAAGAAACAGCAAAAAAGUUUGGCCAAAUUUAAAAAAAGGCAUUCUUCGGAAGAGUCAGUGGUAAGUUAUAAUCAACGGGAAAUCGAAAAUAGAAGUCCUUCAAUUAAUGCAGUUGCCGAACAAGUGAUAGGUUUAGGAGAUGAUUUGACCAUUUUACCUAUUCAAACAUUAAAUAAUGGAGAUUUGACAAUUAGCCCAGUUUUAGGGCAUGUGUCAAAACCAGUAGAAAAUAGAGAUAUUAUGCAGGUUAAUACUUUUUUUCAAAAUCAACUAUGGAAGCCAGAAUACAUAGGAUUAUCGAGUUGGAGAAAAUUGAGAAAUCAGUCUUUUGAAAUAUAA